UCUUUCCUUUGGCCUUUUUGUACGUAGUUUCUCCUUCGUCGCGUUUCUCGUCUAUCUGGUUCUUCCAUGGCGUCGUCAAGCUCAGGAAUUUCAAUUCCCGCUCCAGAGGCCGUACAGGUUCUGGUUUCUUCUCUUGCCGAUGAAUCUCCCAUGGUCAGAGAGGCCUCCAUGGCUUCUCUCGAGGAAAUCGCCGCUCUGAAUCCGCUUCUGGUUCUUGACUGUUGCUCGGCGGUUUCACGAGGAGGACGUCGGCGCUUUGGGAACAUGGCUGGUGUUUUUCAAGUAAUGGCAUUUGGAGUUCGGGCGUUGGACAAGAAGGAUCUUGAUCCUUCUUUCAUGGCUAAGCUUGCUAAGAUUGCCACGGCCGAGAUGAUUUCCUCCAAGGAACUAAGCACUGACUGGCAAAGAGCUGCAUCUUGGUUGCUGGUUUCAAUAGGCUCACAUUUUGCUGACCUAAUGAUGGAAGAAAUAUUCCUUCAUUUCCCAGGGCCAAGUUCCGGCUUACCUGCUAUGGUUCAAACACUUGCGGACUUUGCUUUUGCUGAUGCAUUGCAGUUCACACCACGAGUGAAGAGUGUACUUUCACGAGUUUUGCCGAUACUUGGAAAUGUCCGUGACAUCCAUAGGCCAAUUUUUGCUAAUGCAUUUAAGUGUUGGUGUCAAGCUGUUUUGCAAUAUAACAUGGACUUCCCUUCACACUCGCCUCUUGAUGGAGACAUCAUGUCAUUUUUGAAUUCCGCAUUUGAACUUCUAUUGAGAGUUUGGGCAUCUUCACGGGACCUAAAGGUUAGAAUAUCAUCUGUUGAAGCACUAGGUCAAAUGGUUGGUCUGAUCACUAGGACACAAUUGAAGGCAGCUUUACCCAGACUUGUUCCUACAAUAUUGGAAUUGUAUAAAAAAGACCAAGAUAUUGCCUUCGUGGCAACAUGUAGUCUCCACAACCUGUUAAAUGCUACUUUACUGUCAGAAAGUGGUCCUCCUUUACUUGAUUUUGAGGAGCUUACAGUUAUAUCAUCGACACUCCUUCCAGUGGUUUGCAUCAAUAUUGACAGCAAAGAGAAUUCUAAUUAUUCAGUUGGGCUGAAGACAUAUAAUGAAGUUCAGCAUUGUUUUCUGACAGUUGGCUUGGUAUACCCUGAGGACUUAUUCAUGUUUCUUCUGAAUAAAUGCCGGUUGAAAGAAGAGCCUUUGACGUUUGGUGCAUUAUGUGUUUUAAAGCAUCUGUUACCCAGGUUGUCUGAAGCUUGGCACAAUAAAAGGCCUUUACUUGUUGAAGCUGUAAAGUUAUUGCUAGAUGAGCAAAAUUUAGGGGUCCGAAAAGCACUCUCAGAGUUGAUUGUUGUUAUGGCUUCGCAUUGUUACUUGGUCGGUCCAUCUGGUGAAUCGUUUGUAGAAUACCUAGUGCGGCAUUGUGCUUUAACUGAUCAAGAUGGAAGUGAUCUUCAGAGUUUAAAGGAAGUCUCUACAUCAAGCAAAGCCCACAAGAGAUUAGAGGUGAAAACUGGGGCAAUUUGUGUAACAGAGUUGAGAGCAAUCUGUGAAAAAGGUCUUCUUCUGCUCACUAUUACUAUUCCUGAAAUGGAGCAUAUUCUUUGGCCUUUUCUGUUGAAGAUGAUUAUUCCACGAGUUUAUACUGGGGCUGUUGCAACGGUCUGCAGAUGCAUUUCAGAGUUGUGCAGGCAUCGAUCUUUUAAUAGUAGUGCCAUGCUUAAUGAGUGUAAAGCCCGUGCUGAUUUACCAAAUCCCGAGGAGCUUUUUGCUCGCUUGGUGGUGCUUUUGCAUGACCCUCUGGCGAAAGAUCAGCUGGCAACUCAGAUUCUGACAGUCCUUUGUUACCUGGCACCACUUUUUCCAAAAAAUAUCAACUUGUUUUGGCAAGAUGAGAUUCCAAAAAUGAAGGCGUAUAUUAGUGACACUGAAGAUCUAAAGCAGGAUCCUUCGUAUCAAGAGACGUGGGAUGACAUGAUAGUAAAUUUUCUUGCAGAAUCUUUGGAUGUGAUUCAAGAUGCUGUCUGGGUGAUAUCCCUUGGGAAUGCUUUUACCAAACAAUAUGAGCUUUAUACAUCUGAUGAUGAACAUUCAGCACUUCUCCACCGGUGCUUUGGCAUGCUACUCCAAAAAGUUAAUGACAGGGCUUAUGUCUGCAGUAAAAUCGAUUGGAUGUAUAAACAAGCUAAUAUCAGCAUUCCUACAAACAGGCUUGGUUUGGCAAAAGCCAUGGGAUUGGUUGCAGCAUCCCACUUGGACACUGUCUUGGACAAGCUGAAAGACAUUCUGGAUAAUGUUGGGCAAAGUAUCUUCCAGAGAUUCUUGUCCCUUUUCUCUGAUAGUUUUAAAAGGGAAGAGUCUGACGAUAUACAUGCUGCUUUGGCUCUCAUGUACGGUUAUGCUGCUAAAUAUGCUCCAUCAACAGUUAUAGAAGGCAGAAUAGAUGCGCUUGUUGGGACUAAUAUGGUUUCGCAACUUCUUCAUGUGCGUCAUCCUACAGCAAAGCAGGCAGUUAUCACUGCUAUCGAUUUGUUAGGUCGUGCUGUCAUUAAUGCUGCAGAAAAUGGUGCAUCUUUUCCAUUGAAAAGAAGAGAUAUAAUGCUUGAUUACAUAUUAACUUUGAUGGGCCGUGAUGAUAACAAUGAGGGUUUUGCUGAUUCUACUCUUGAACUUCUGCAUACUCAGGCUCUCGCCUUAAGUGCCUGUACGACAUUGGUCUCUGUUGAGCCAAAGUUAACAAUUGAAACCAGAAAUCAUGUACUGAAGGCUACCUUGGGGUUCUUUGCCUUACCAAAUGAUCCAGCGGAUGUCGUGAAUCCCCUCAUAGACAACCUUGUCAUGCUAUUAUGUGCUAUUCUUCUCACAAGUGGAGAGGAUGGGAGAAGUCGAGCAGAACAGCUAUUGCAUAUUUUGAGACAAAUUGAUCUAUACGUGUCUUCGCCCGUGGAUUAUCAAAGAAGAAGAGGUUGUCUUGCAGUAAAUGAGAUGCUUCUCAAGUUUCGAAUGGUUUGCAUUAGUGGAUAUUGUGCCUUGGGCUGCCAAGGAAGUUGUACACAUAGCAAGCAAAUUGAUCGCACCCUGCAUGGGAACUUUUCCAACUUACCAUCUGCAUAUGUAUUGCCAAGUCGAGGGGCCUUGUGCUUGGGGGACAGGGUAAUUAUGUAUCUUCCACGAUGUGCAGACACAAAUUCUGAUGUUAGAAAAAUUUCUGCUCAGAUUCUCGAUCAACUCUUCAGCGUCUCACUUUCACUUCCAAGACCAGCGGCUUCUAGUUUUGGCACAGAUAUAGAAUUGGCCUACAGAGCUUUGUCUUCCUUGGAGGAUGUAAUAGCUAUCUUGAGGAGUGAUGCUUCAAUAGAUCCAUCUGAGGUUUUCAACAGAAUUGUCUCCUCUGUCUGUAUUUUAUUGACCAAGGAUGAGCUUGUAGCUACCCUGCAAGGUUGCUCUGCAGCUAUCUGUGAUAAAAUUAAGCAAUCGGCUGAAGGGGCCAUUCAGGCUGUGAUAGAGUUUGUCACGAAGAGGGGGAAUGAGCUGACUGAAACGGAUGUGUCAAGGUCAGCCCAGGCUUUGCUGUCUGCAACAAUUCAUGUAACUGACAAGCAUUUACGUUUGGAAACCCUUGGUGCCAUAUCUUCUCUAGCCGAAAACACUAGCACAAAAGUUGUCUUCAAUGAAGUUUUGGCUCUGGCUGGUAGGGAUAUAAUUAUGAAGGAUAUAUCCCGAUUGCGGGGUGGCUGGCCAAUGCAGGAUGCAUUUUAUGCAUUUUCUCAGCAUACAGUGCUUUCUUUUGUGUUCCUGGAGCAUGUGAUCUGCGUUCUUAAGCAGACGCCAGUCCCUAAAGGUGAUUCGGAGAAAGCAGAGAAUUCUAGCGAAUCUGUUGAUGGUCAAAUAGAUAGUAAUAUCCUGCAAGCUGCUAUGAUUGCUCUCACUGCCUUUUUCAGAGGAGGUGGUAAAGUGGGAAAGAAAGCUGUUGAACAAAACUAUGCUUCCGUUCUUGCUGAACUUACUCUGCAAUUAGGAAGCUGUCAUAUUUUAGCCAGUUCUGGGCAGCAAGACCCAUUACGGGCUCUUUUAACUGCAUUUCAGGCAUUUUGUGACUGUGUCGGAGAUCUUGAGAUGGGAAAGAUUUUGACUAGAGACGGAGAGCAAAAUGAAAAUGAGAGGUGGAUCAAUCUUCUUGGGGAUUUAGCUGGCUGCAUCUCUAUAAAGAGACCAAAAGAGGUUCAAUCUAUAUGUUUACUUUUGACUAAAUCAUUGGAUCGACACCAGAAAUACCAAAGAGAAGCUACAGCUGCUGCAUUGUCAGAGUUUGUCCGGUACAGUGGUGGAUUUGGGUCCCUAUUGGAGGAGAUGGUGGAGGUGUUGUGUCAACACGUGUCAGAUGAGUCUCCAACAGUUAGACGCUUGUGUUUGAGAGGACUAGUUCAGAUACCAUCUAUUCAUAUUCUGCGGUAUACAGCUCAAGUUCUGGGAGUAAUAUUGGCUCUAUUGGAUGAUUCAGAUGAAUCUGUGCAAUUAACUGCAGUUUCUUGCUUACUCACGAUACUUGAGUCAGCACCUAAUGAUGCAGUAGAACCUGUUGUAAUUAAUCUUUCUGUUAGGCUUCGUAAUCUUCAGGUAUGCAUGAAUGCAAAAAUGCGAGCCAACGCUUUUGCGGCUUUUGGAGCACUAAGCAACUAUGGAGUUGGGGUACAUCGUGAGGCAUUUCUUGAGCAGAUACAUGUCGCUUUUCCCCGCUUGGUUUUGCAUCUGCAUGAUGAUGAUAUUGGUGUUCGAAAAGCUUGUCGGAAUACUCUAAAACGAAUUGUCCACUUGUUUGAACUGGAAGGAUUAUGUGCAAUCCUCAACACACAUGGUUUCAACUCUGAUCAUAGAAGCGACUAUGAGAACUUCGUCAGAGACCUCUCAAAGCAAGUUGCUCAGCAUCUCCCCUCCAGAGUUGAUACUUACAUGGCAUCAAUAGUACAGGCUUUUGAUGCCCCUUGGCCAGUAAUCCAAGCAAAUGCUAUAUACUUAUCGAGCAGUAUUCUAUCUUUUUCAGCUGAUCAGCACGUUUUGGCUAUUUAUUAUACUCAGGUGUUCGGAGUGUUGGUGGGUAAAAUGAGUCGAUCAUCAGAUGCAGUUGUUAGAGCAACAUGCUCUUCUGCCCUGGGUUUGCUGUUGAAAUCCAUAAAUUCACUUUCGUGGAGAGCAGAUCGACCUGAUCGUGCAGAAUUGUCGCUGAGGGGUCAUGAUUCUUGAGUGUUUUGAUUGGCAGUGCUCAAAGAUGCUAAAUCGAGCAUGUCAUACUGUUGAACCCAUUUCUGCAUCUUUGACACAAAAGGUAACUCGCUCCUUGACCUAACUCAAGUUUUAAUGAAAAUAGCUGCGGCUGAGGGUUCUUGGAGUUGGAUGAUAUGUUGAGUUAGGAGUAACAGAAGGUGUUGUAUCUGUUGUAAUUUUGUACAGUUGUUGGUGUUAAAUCUGCACUCUAUCGUGUGUCAAUUGUUUGUAAAUUGUGUGAUUGCUGCUUUGUCAAAUCUCUAUGUUGUGCCUAGAAGAAUUGUAUAUUUAGUUUGUUUAUAGAUAGGAUGUUGUACAUUAGAGAAUGUUGAAUACAUAAAACCAGGGUCCUGGAUAGUUGUGGCUUUCCUAAAAUGAUGAAGAAAGCUUUCUUGGUUUAUCUUUUAAUAUGACGAUAUGAGAUGAUGUGA
Molecule: messenger RNA, 5681 nt
Organism: Morus notabilis
Lineage: Eukaryota; Viridiplantae; Streptophyta; Magnoliopsida; Rosales; Moraceae
Product: protein SHOOT GRAVITROPISM 6
Exons: 51
Coding region: 67-5229 (1720 amino acids)
Cellular component (GO): cytoplasm
Source: RefSeq, a predicted model, not a curated record